This is a messenger RNA of Saccostrea cuccullata (small rock oyster), 1476 nucleotides long. RefSeq names its product von Willebrand factor C and EGF domain-containing protein-like. Gene Ontology annotation, cellular component: AMPA glutamate receptor complex. The coding region runs from base 77 to 1315 and encodes 412 amino acids. The record is from RefSeq and is a predicted model, not a curated record. Gene Ontology annotation, molecular function: protein binding. Lineage: Eukaryota; Metazoa; Mollusca; Bivalvia; Ostreida; Ostreidae. The transcript has 11 exons. Gene Ontology annotation, biological process: negative regulation of BMP signaling pathway.
GUUCUGAAUGAAUUUUAACACAUUGUGAGUGAUUUUAGUCCUGUAUAGUUGACUCUGUCUGAUCUUAUUCUUCUUGAUGUUUUUUCUCAUCAUGAAGAACAACUGCUGUCUACUGUUUAUCGUUUCAUUAGUAUCACUGAGCAUUGCAGAUGAUCCUCAGCUCAGCGUGUGUACUAAUGGUUAUGACACGUACACAGUAGGACAGACCUUUAUGGAUGACACAGGAAGACAGUGUAUGUGUGGACAGGACUACAGGAUUGUCUGUGACACUAAGGAUUAUUGUGAGUACUUAGGUCAGGUCUACAAAAAGGGAUCCGCUUUCCCAGUAGGAGACGGGUGUAACAAAUGCAUCUGUGGGGCUGAUGGGACUGUAGAAUGCACAAAAGAACCGUGUUAUCCAGGUUGCAGACACCUUGGUAGGACGUACAAGGCCGGUGACCUCUUUAAGCAGGGCGAUGACUGCAAUACGUGUGAAUGUUUACCGACGGGGAAAGUCGUAUGCACAAACAAUAAGUGCUUCCCAGAUUGCUUCUUUGGUGGCAUGAAAUUCUCCACUGGUGCUGUGGUUCCCAAAGGCGAUGGCUGCAAUAGAUGCACGUGCAUGGUCACUGGAGACAUGUUUUGUACGCAAGACUCUUGUGAACCUAAAUGUGAAGUUAACGGAAGGGUGUACAAAAUUGGACAGAAAUUCCGUAAAGGAGACGGGUGCAAUAACUGUGUAUGUAUGCCGGGAGGAAUCGCGCAAUGUACCAAUGCAAUUUGUUCUCCAGAUUGCUUUUUUGAGGGAAUAUAUUACACGAAGGGUGACAUUUUUGACAAGGGUGAUUCAUGCAAUACAUGCAAAUGCUUGAUGGACGGAACUAUACAAUGUACAGAAAAGUCAUGCUUUCCAGACUGUUACAAUCAAGGUAUCAGAUACAGAGCUGGUGAUACCUUCAAGCCCGAUCCUUGUAACACGUGUUGGUGCAUGGUGACAGGAAACUUUAGCUGUACUGAAUUCGCCUGUUAUCCAGAUUGUCUGUACAUGGGGAAAGUCUACAAAUCUGGGGUCAACUUUCCAAAGGGUGACAAAUGCAACACGUGUAUUUGUGCUACAUCCGGUGAAGUCAGAUGUACUGAUAUCAACUGUGGUGCAACUUAUCCCACAAAAACCAGUGUAACAUACGACAAGCCGCCCAGAUGUACCCACAAUACUCAGGAUUACGCUUCCGGUCAGGUGAUUCCAGCUGGAGAUGGCUGUAACAUGUGCACCUGUCAACCAGACGGCUCCAUGUCCUGCUCUAACUACCCCUGUAUCUCAGAUGACGACAGAUAAACCACCAAUAAGAGAAAGACCAGUACUCCAUAAUAAUUCAAUAUCUGAAAUCCAUUUAGCUGCGUAUAAAUGUCCAUUUCGUGUUUUUUCAUAAUCAUUCCUCAUUAUUUAUUAUCCUAAUGUUCAUUUGUUGUGUUUAUCAAUAAAUAGUGUCAACAGUU